Molecule: messenger RNA, 2472 nt
Organism: Talaromyces atroroseus
Lineage: Eukaryota; Fungi; Ascomycota; Eurotiomycetes; Eurotiales; Trichocomaceae
Product: Protein sip5
Exons: 2
Coding region: 1-2472 (823 amino acids)
Cellular component (GO): cytoplasm
Source: RefSeq, a predicted model, not a curated record
AUGGGAAAUUCACAGACCAAGGAGGCGCGCCCGCCCUUAUCGUCAUCAUAUAGAAACAGAUCGUUGUCCGAUCAGGGUCGCUCGCCAUAUCAUGGUUCUCGGUCGCACCGCUCCAGUCGACCGGACCUCUCAUUCCUCGGCCUCGGCGGUGGGUCGGCUGAGCGUGAUGCUGUUGCCCACGAGCAGCGUCGCGAAACAAGACAAGAUCGCGAGGCACGACGCCAGGAAAGGGAAAGAGUCGCCCGUCUGCGAGAGAGGGAGAGGAGUAUGAAAGAAGAACAUGUUGAUGGGGGAUUCCUGGUCACUCAGGGUGUCUACGUUGGUGCGGAGGACUUUAACAAAGCUGUAGUCCGUCAGCUCAUGAUCGAAAGACGACUAGCACCGUUUUGGCGAGGACUAAAUGACUUUUCGGAAUCAUGGACCGAGCAUCAACUCAUGGCAGCAGCCCGGGGACUGCCUAUUCCUCCACCGGACCAGAUCCCGCCUGAAUUGGAGUAUACAGUACCUUCAGAAAAUACGGCGGAUGCCAGCCAGUCUUCUGAGAAGAACACACAGUUUUUGGCUGUUCCCACAUCCGCAAGACCGUCAUCUGCACAUUCAGAGGUAGCAGCUCUACCUACGCUGAGUCCCGCGCAAUCUUUACCGUCAUCUCCUCCCCCAAUUGCAUCCGGCACGUCUACCUCGCCUCUUUUCCGCAGCAGAGCAAAGACUUUAGCUGCCCUAACACAUUCAAACAAGAACAGCCCAGUCUCGGAGCCAGUUCCGCGAGAAUUUAUGAUACCGCAUGACCCCUUUGUCAAUGGGCAGCCCAUCGAGGCCUAUCUCUACAAAGAUGCUAGUGAAUGCCCUAUUUGUUUUCUCUAUUAUCCACCUUACCUCAAUCACACUCGGUGCUGUGACCAACCAAUCUGCUCAGAAUGUUUUGUGCAGAUCAAGCGACCAGACCCGCACCCACCAGAACAUGGUGAAUCACAGGGCCAAAAUGCUGACAGGGAAAGUGGCCCCAGUGCCAGCGAAGAACGCGACGGAACGGAGCAAGAGUCACAGCUCGUGUCUGAGCCCUCUGCUUGCCCAUUCUGCGUGCAACCGGAAUUUGGUGUCACCUAUGCUCCACCGCAAUUCCGGCGAGGGUUGGUAUAUGCAGCUCCCAACGGCCUUGCUUCGGGUUUAGCUGCCUCUCCAGUGUCUUCCAGCUCUUCGCUUGGCUCAAUGGCAUCUCCUGCACCGCCCACUGGACGCCGCAGAGCCACGUCACUUUCAGCUAGUGAUCCAAGCGUCAUUACUACUGAUAAAGUCCGUCCUGAUUGGGCCCAGAAAUUGGCCAAUGCGAGAGCGCAUGCUGCUCGUCGGUCAGCGGCAGCUACUGCCUUGCAUACAGCUGCCUAUCUAAUGAAUUCCUCGGGUUCUGAAAUUCGAGGUUUUGGACGCCGCGGAGUCCUGCGACGAGCUGCUGGCGGUGGUAGCUCCGGCACACAAACCCCGGCGAACCGACCUCAGGGCGGCCCUUCGCCAGCUCUUCAUGCACUUGCGUUUUUGUCGGAACGCAGAGUUGUCGGUGAACAUGCCAACGAAUCCAGCACAUUGGCUCCUCCACGUGAGAGCUCUAGACGCAGUCGAAUUGAUGACCUAGAAGAAAUGAUGAUGAUGGAGGCUAUCAGGAUGAGUUUGGCGAGCGAGGAAGAACGGCGGCGGAAGGAAGAAAAAGAAAUGCGAAAAGAAGCCAAGAAGAAAGAGAAGGAAGCAAAGAAAGCCGAAAAGUCGAUGCGAAAAAAUGCCUCUUACAGCAACAGUCAGGCGAGUCUAGCUGUUCUGAGUAGUGGUACUCCUAGUCGGGUGGAUAGCAGCUCUUCAUCGGUUAUUGGGGAGGAUCAAACGAACUCGGACAGUAAAGGAAAGAAGGUUGAUCGCGUGUCAUCGAUUCUUCCUACUGUGACUAGAACAGAAGCAACAGAUGCCGGCGAGCCCAGCACGACUUCUCAGAAACCCGCUGCCAAUCGUACUGAUUUGGACUCGCUUCCACAGGCUUCACCCACAGAGCAACCGCGGCCUUCACACCUGCGGCACGUAUCAAGUGCAUCGUCGACAUCGUCUUCAUUCGCGGAGAAUGGGACGGGCGAUCACUCAGAUCCUACCGCAUCAUCCUCUAAUGCAGCUGCAGAGCCAAUGUUCAACUUCCGAAGUCUCACUGCCGUUAUUGGCGAUGAGGAAAAAUCACAGAAUGCAGAGCACGCAGAACAUGCAGAACACGUCGAGGAUGCGGGUCAACAACAGUUCUCAGCAACAGCAACAGACAAUGCUACGAAAGCACAGACUCAAUCUCCCAAAACAGAGAACAGUACGGCACCGAUAGAGAGUACGUCUCCGCAGGAACAUGAACAUGAACAUGAACAUGAACAUGGGCAUGUCUCGAGCAUGGCUCCUAAGGAACUUAAUGCUCAUUCAGUAGAAGUUUCUCGCGAGACCACCGUUUGA